Messenger RNA from Daucus carota subsp. sativus, 3425 nucleotides. Its product is annotated as boron transporter 1. Gene Ontology annotation, molecular function: solute:inorganic anion antiporter activity. Lineage: Eukaryota; Viridiplantae; Streptophyta; Magnoliopsida; Apiales; Apiaceae. The transcript is spliced from 12 exons. The record is from RefSeq and is a predicted model, not a curated record. Bases 1109 to 3247 code for a protein of 712 amino acids. Gene Ontology annotation, biological process: transmembrane transport; monoatomic anion transport; monoatomic ion homeostasis. Gene Ontology annotation, cellular component: plasma membrane.
ACUUAUGUGUUUGUUUCAGCAGUUUGCACCACCAAAACAGAGUUAUUUAAAUCUACUCAUCUCUUCUCACACCUCAUCACUCAUAACUCUCUCCCGUUCCUGUUCUUUCUAAUUUCUAAAAAGAUCCACAUUUUUGAGUCUUACAUGUUUGUGUUUAAGUUCACUAGUAAAGCAAGCUAAGUACACUUCUGUUUGUUGUUUGUUAAGUGUCUGUUUCUUAAUUGGCCUGUAUUUUUUUGAUAAUGUAACUGUCAUGCACUGCUAUUACUCAAUUCUUAUGUCUGCGUAGUCCAUGCUCAUUUCUUGUUGUAACUAUGGAUCCAUAAUUGUUUUAGGGGUCUCAUUUUGGGAGAAUAUUCAAGGAUUUCUUGUGUUUAACUGAUCCCAUUUGUUUUAAACCUCUGUAAUUACAUUUUGAUAAAUGGGGUUUCGUUAAACUUGUGCGGCCAUUUUGGUUUUUUGAAUUCUUAGUUGUUCAAAGAUUUCGUAUUAAGAACAUAAAGUUCAAGUCAUGUAACUGAUUUAUAAACUAUGUGGUUGGUUCCUUUAGUUAGAUUUUCGUAAAUGUUAAAAAACAUAAGAAUUGUGGUUAGGUGAUGGAUCUUAAGUGUUGUCACCUUAACCGUUAGUUGAUGUUGCAAUUGAUGGGGAUUCUUGUAGCGUUUUGUUAAACUGAGUACGUUGAUCACUGAUGAAUAUAAUUCGUUAGUAUCUUCCAGGUCUGCUAAGAUAUGAUAUUCAAGUAGGAAAAUUACAAUCUUGAUCAGAUUAGUGAUAAUUAGAAAAUAUUCUUUUGUCAUUCUUUUAAGGAUAUAACACAAUUAUUUUUAAUGAAGUUGAACUAAAAUCAUGUCCAGUACUUGUACACUCUAAUUCAUGGCCCUCCCCCAGGUCCAUUUAUACGUUGAAAAUAAUGAUCAAGCUAUCUCUUACUUUGUGCACAUACUUAUGAACAUAUAGUUACCGUUAUAAUGACCUCUCGAAACCCCUGAGUCAAAACCUACAAGUGUGUCAUUUUUAGCUUAUCUCAGAUCUUUAGUGCUGUAGUUGAUUUCAAAGGUGAAAAAAAAAGUCCCUUUCUUCCCUUGGAGAAAUUCGUAUAUAUAUAAUGGAAGAAACAUUCGUUCCACUACGUGGGAUCAAGAAUGAUAUCCAGAAUAGGCUGUUAUGCUACAAACAAGACUGGACGGGUGGUCUUCGUGCAGGAAUCAGAAUCUUGGCCCCAACAACAUACAUAUUUUUUGCUUCAGCAAUCCCAGUAAUAUCUUUUGGGGAGCAGCUUGAGAGAGAUACUAAUGGAACUCUAACUGCGGUGCAAACUCUUGCAUCAACAUCACUGUGUGGAAUAAUUCAUUCUAUUCUUGGAGGGCAACCACUACUCAUACUUGGUGUAGCUGAGCCAACAGUCUUAAUGUACACAUUCAUGUUCAAGUUUGCAAAAGAUAGAAAGGAUUUGGGUCAGGAGCUUUUCCUAGCAUGGACAGCAUGGGUCUGUGUUUGGACUGCCCUUUUGCUGUUCACUUUAGCCAUUUUGGGUGCCUGCUCUAUAAUCAAUAGAUUUACCCGUCUGGCUGGAGAAUUAUUUGGCCUUCUGAUUGCAAUGCUCUUUAUGCAAGAGGCUAUUCGAGGAGUGGUGGAUGAAUUUCGCAUACCAAGUAGAGAAAAUCCCAACCAGGCUGCUCUUCUACCUUCAUGGCGCUUUGGAAAUGGAAUGUUUGCUUUGUUUCUGUCCUUUGGCCUUCUUCUCACAGCAUUAAGGAGCCGCAAAGCUAGAUCAUGGCUCUAUGGAUCAGGUUGGUUACGUGGAUUCAUUGCUGAUUAUGGUGUGCCACUUAUGGUGCUGGUGUGGACGGCUGUCUCUUACAUUCCAGCUAAUGAUGUCCCAAAAGGUAUACCAAGGAGGCUUGUAAGUCCAAAUCCAUGGUCUACUGGUGCUUACUCAAACUGGAUGGUUAUGAAGGAUAUGCUGAAUGUACCUCCUAUAUAUAUUGUUGGAGCAUUUGUUCCAGCAACCAUGAUUGCUGUGCUUUAUUACUUUGAUCACAGUAUUGCAUCUCAGCUUGCUCAGCAGAAGGAGUUUAAUCUGAAAAAGCCUUCUUCAUAUCAUUAUGACCUCCUUCUUUUAGGAUUCUUGGUCAUAUUGUGUGGGCUUAUUGGCAUUCCACCCUCCAAUGGAGUAAUACCACAAUCCCCAAUGCAUACAAAAAGCUUAGCCACUUUAAAACAUCAGCUUCUCCGGAAUAAGCUUGUCUCUGCAGCUAAGAAGAGCAUUAGUAAGAAUUGCAACCUGGGCCAGUUGUACCACAACAUGCAAGAAGCUUACGAACAUAUGCAAACUCCACUAGUCUACCAGACUCCGUCUUGUUUGGGGCUUAAAGAGCUGAAGGAAUCUACUGUUCAACUUGCGUUGAGCACUGGAUACCUUAAUGCACCAGAUGAUGAGACGGUGUUUGAUGUGAAUAAGGACAUUGAUGAUCUUUUACCUGUUGAAGUCAAGGAGCAACGCCUCAGUAAUCUGCUUCAAGCUGUUUUGGUACUUUGUUGUUUAGCAGCCAUGCCUCUUCUGAAGAUGAUUCCUACUUCAGUACUUUGGGGCUAUUUUGCGUUUAUGGCUAUCGAAAGCUUACCUGGAAAUCAGUUCUGGGAGAGGAUACUUUUGCUCUUCACAGCUCCAAGUCGAAGAUACAAGGUGUUGGAAGAAUAUCAUGCAACAUUUGUCGAAACAGUACCUUUCAAAACAAUUAUGGGCUUCACCAUGCUUCAGACACUGUACUUGCUCCUGUGUUUUGGCAUAACCUGGUUUCCCAUAGCUGGUGUUCUAUUCCCACUAUUGAUCAUGCUCCUUGUUCCCGUGAGGCAGUAUAUGCUGCCCAAACUUUUCAAAGGAGCUCAUCUUCAAGAUCUGGAUGCCGCAGAAUAUGAAGAAGCUCCUGCUAUUACUUUUACCAUGUCCUUUGGAGGUGAACAUACGGAAACAAGGACUGCUCAGAUUGUUAGCGGGGAAAUUCAGGAUGAAAUCGUAACAAGAAGUGGUGGUGAGAUUCGUAGGACACAGAUCCCAAAAGUAACAAGUUCCACCAUAACUUCACAAGAGGAUCAAAACCCUGCAUUUAGCCCACGAGCAUCACAGAAGGCAUGUAGUCCUCACAUGAACGAGUUAAGGUGUAUCGGAGUGAAUGUAAAAGGGAUUGAAAUAACGCAAACACCCAGUCCAGGGACAAGCUGUCCGGGUUCACCCUCAAGCUAAUAUUCCAGUAAGAGUUUAGUGGUUGUCGAGAGGUCUUAUGUGUUGUGAUUUAUGUUUGGCGUUGUUAAUUUGUCUGCACAAUGUAACUUAUUUGCCUCCUCGUACUGUUUCAUGUAUCCAAGUAUAAAGAGAGCUUGAUGACAACUUCCUGAUUAUAAUCGCACUUGACAUUAUUGCA